Molecule: messenger RNA, 7349 nt
Organism: Lytechinus variegatus (green sea urchin)
Lineage: Eukaryota; Metazoa; Echinodermata; Echinoidea; Temnopleuroida; Toxopneustidae
Product: transient receptor potential cation channel subfamily A member 1-like
Exons: 27
Coding region: 992-4690 (1232 amino acids)
Biological process (GO): monoatomic ion transport; transmembrane transport
Cellular component (GO): membrane
Molecular function (GO): protein binding; monoatomic ion channel activity
Source: RefSeq, a predicted model, not a curated record
GGUCUGUCCGUGAAAGAAUCGUGUUUUCUGUUAGAUGGGUGUGACUGGGACACUGACUAAGCACAUAUUGAAAUAUCUAGGAAACCACAAAAAGAGAGUAAAUACCUUGUUGUUAAAGAUAUAGUUACGAUCAAGAGCACGUAAAUCAAACUGUAAUAUGUGUAAGGGAGUAUUGCAUAGUGGUUCCUAUUUUGUUUUUAUCAUAAAAAUAGGGGAUAUUUAUCCUACUUUUGGUAAGAUCACAUAUGCUGUUUGGACAAUAACAGUUAGGCAUAUAUGCCCUGAUACCGCACACAGAAUUGUAUGUCCGAGUGUCGAAGUCCACAUGGUUCAUUUCAUAUCAAUAUUUUGUUUUAUUGGAAUAGCUUGAAUAUUCAAUUUUUGUAGAGUCACGGUAGUCAUUUUUCCGAGAAUAUUCCACUGUGUCUGACCCACUGCACUUGAACAUGACGUCACACAAAUGAUGCAAUUGAAUGUCUUCUUUUCACCGCCCGAGAAAUGGUCUUCUCUUUAAACAUGUUAAACUAAGCGUGGCUUCCGAGAUGAUCAUGUAUUAUGAGUGGUGACAGGAUUGGUUUUACAGCACAUUCGAUGAGGAUCACUCUCCUUCUGACUCCCUUUUAGCGAUAAUGCCCGGCGAAUGAUAUUGCAAAUUUGUAGUAAUCACGGUCUAAUUGCGAAGGCGGAGAGACCAUAUCUUCUAGUGACUGUCUCAUUUAGAAAUAAAGCUUCUACUCCCUGGUGCUUUUAUUAAUCCAUGGACAUUAUAAUUAAUACCUGCAGUAGUCCGACAUCCAUCAAAUAACCGUCACUUCAACUUUUCGUGAAAUGAGACGCUUCGCGAGAACCAGACGAAGGUGAACCGCGAUGAUCACUUCUCGAUGAACUCUCUGCCGUAAAAGAAGUUGUGUUGUGGAGCCCAGAAGCCUUUGAUAUUUUGGAGAAUAACUAGGUUCAAAUCUUUCUUUUUUUUAAAUCUUGUUUUGUAUUCAUGAUGAAACGCAGGAGCCUUGGACAGAUACUAAAAGCGAACCCGAAGUGGAACUACCUCUCAGGCCGAACGACUCCUGGCGAUCGGGAGGAUUCAAAUAGCUGCGGGAACUGCUCACCAAGUAUGGAAAUGAACAGAAAGGAUUUUAGUGGCUCAAUGAAGAAGGCGAAACAGUCUCUGAAGAUGCUUCAAUCAAUGUACAAGAAUCCACAUGCUAAGGAGGACUGUGUGGUAGAGGAUAUGGAAACAGCACCAGAUAGCUGGGAUGCAAACGAAGGGUUAAAGGAGAGUGUUCAGCUAAGUUUUGACGAGUUUCUAACAGGGCUUAACUUGGACCCGGAGCGGCUGCAUGCCCUGGAUAGUAAGGGAGCUAGCUUCCUUCACCACGCCGCCAAGGCCGGUCGAAGGGACCUGGUGGACUAUCUCGUAGAUCGUGGGCUCGAUAUAAAUGGUGUAGAUGAGGCUGGUAAUACACCGCUACACUGGGCCGUCGAGAGUGGGGAAGCUAAAAUCAUCGAUGCCCUCAUCGGGAUUGGGGCUCGAACAAACAUACUGAACAAGUUAAAGAUGGCCCCCCUUCACCUGGCUUGUGACAUCAAUUCCGUGGACUCUGUAGAGGCAAUUUGCCGUCAACCAGAUUGUGAGAUCAACAUUCGCGGUGAGUUCGGUCAAGUACCCAUCCACUACUGCGCUAUGAAAGACAAUUUCGAAGCAGCAAAGAAACUGAUCGAGUUUUCUCCCUUGCUGUGUAUGAGUGAUAACAAUGGUGUGUAUCCAAUCCACUGUGCUGCUACCCAUGCAUCGAGAAGAGUAUUGGAUAUAUUACUAACAGAAGGUAUUAAGGUUGGCUACUCCCAAGAGGUGCUUCUCAACCAGAAAGAUAAGGAGCAAUGCACUGCUCUGCACUCGGCUGUGGACGGAGGGAGCGAGGAAGCAGUUGCUUUAUGUCUCGAGUAUGGUUCUUGCCUAGAAUCUCAACAGGAUAACAAAUGCACUCCUCUUCACUUGGCCUGCGGUCAGGGAGCACUGCGCAUCGUGGAGAUCAUGCUCUCAAAUUACAAAACAGAGAACACUCUAGAAAUGCGAGACAUAGAGAUGAUGACACCGUUACACAAAGCCGCCAUGUUUGAUCACGUGGAUGUCGUCAGGUAUCUUCUUGAUCAGGGAGCAGACAUCGACGCCGAAGACCUCGAAAAUCGUACGCCACUCCUCCUGGCGGCCUCAAAGCGUGCAUGGCGGUCAGCGAGACUCCUUCUCCAGAAAGGCGCCAACUUCUUCGUUAAGGAUGCAGAAUGUCGUAACGUCCUACACAUCGCCAUUAUACAUGGUGGGAAUAUUCGGGAGCUGAGAGUCUUUACUGAUACGCAAGAUACGUUUGCUAGUCUACUGAACGAGCGAGACUCGCACGGCUGUACACCGAUGCAUUACGCCACCCAGCGAGGUAACAUUGUGUGCGUAGAAAGUCUGAUAGAUCUUGGUGCUACGGUCAAUCUUAAGAACAACUCUAAACAGUCCCCUCUACAUUUUGCUGCCAGGUAUGGGCGAUUAAAUUCCAUCAAGCGACUCUUAGACAGCAAGAUAGGACCAAACAUCAUUAAUGAUACUGAUGGGGAGGGAAUGACAGCUCUUCAUAUUGCUGCCCUCCACGGCCAUCAGAAGGUAGUCCAACUUCUUCUCCUGAGGGGUGCCCUGCUUCACAAGGAUUAUAAAGGCAGAACUCCGUUCCAUCUUGCUGCCAUGGGAGGGUACAAGGAGACCAUGGAUAUCCUAUAUUCAACUCAUGGGCACCUCUUAGACCAAAGCGAUGACUGCGGGAAUGCACCAAUCCUUCUGGCCGCUCAGGAAGGCCAGGUCAAUGCUGUAACCUACCUUCUCGAUCACGGUGCCGCCGUCGACAUCGUUAACUGUGCCGGUGAUGGUAUCAUGGACAUCGUCUUUGACACACAUAAUAAGGACGUCGCUGUUGCCAUCGUCCUACAUAAUCGUUGGGAUGAGCUGUUGAUGUGUACAUUAGCUGAUAAUAACCCCAUAGACCGACUCAUUCAACAUAUGCCAGACGUAUUCAUGAGGGUAUUGGAUAAAUGCCAAACAGUUUCUGAUCUAGAGCCUGGCCAUCCCGAAUACUGGAGGCGUUACGAUUUCAAAUAUCUACAGCUUCCAGUAAAAUGUCGUCGACAAUGGCUCAAGAAAUAUGGAGAAUAUCAUCCGCUCUGCACUCUGAAUUCUAUGGUCAAAUACAACCGCGUAGAGCUACUAUCUCAUCCCGUCUCCACCAAGUUUCUGGACAUGAAAUGGAAAGCAUAUGGAGCCCUGAUGCACACGCUCUACACAUCAAUAUACCUAGUGUUCCUGGCAAUAUUAACUAGUUUUGUGUGCACAACUGAUCCAAAGCCGCAACAUUCCAACCUCACAUCUUUCAACAAAACGGAUUUGCAUAUGAAGAGAAACGAGACCACGGAUUUGCAAUACAUCUGUGUCAUCAUUAUAGUUUUAUACUGUGGACUAAACAUUCUGAAAGAAUUUGUCCAAAUAUCUCAACAGAAAUGGCGUUAUUUCAUAGACCCAACUAACUACAUGGAAUGGGCACUGUACGUCACCGCCGCCAUGUUUGUCGGACCAUUCCUGAUACGUGACGACACUCCAUCGUAUCACAGUCAAUGGGUUUUUGGAGCCUUCGCCAUUUUCUUUGCUUGGUUCAACUUACUCCUCUAUCAACAGAAGCUUGGAAACAUUGGGAUCUACGUGGUGAUGUUUCUUCAUAUUCUCAAGACAUUAGUCCGUGUCAUGUUCGUGUUCAUGAUCCUUGUCGUGGCGUUCGGAAUGUCUUUCUACAUUCUUAUGAAACAAGAGACCAACAACGCAUUUGAAAAGCCUCAUUACGCUGUCAUACGGGUACUGACGAUGAUGAUGGGCGAAUUAGACUACAUAAAUUCGUUUGUUCUCCCUAUUUAUGACGAUGAUGAUUACACUCAACAUUACCCCGAGUUUUCACUCAUCUUCCUCCUUGCUCUUUGUGUGCUGCUGCCAAUUUUACUCAUGAACCUCCUGAUUGGUCUGGCAGUCGGUGAUAUCGCAGCGGUACAGCGAGACGCUCAGUUAAAGAGGCUUGCCAUGCAGGUCGAACAGUACACCGACGUCGAAAACCGACUUCCAUUGAGAUUCAUCGAGCGAGUCGACAAGGACUUCGUUCUCAUCUACCCCAACCAACAGCUUGGCUGGAUGUUAAAGAACUGCAUGCAUUUGGUGACAACCUUGAGCGCCGAGGAGGAAGAGGCUCUGCGUUCUUCUGACUCUGAAUUCAACCCCAGGCAUAUGCACGGAGAGGUAUCCAAGCUCAAACGGAGACUGAAGAAUAUGUCAAUGAUGAUGGACAAGCAGUAUGAACUGAUGAGAUUGGUUGUUCAGAAGAUGGAGAUCAGGUCAGAAGCUGAUGAGAAAGACGAAGGUACCUGUGAGGAGGCAUUCAUGAUGAGACCUAGAUCAGCCAGACUAAACCUCAGCCAAGUCGUUCGACUAGCCAACGCAAAAGGCAAGGCAAGCCCAAGGCGUCAGAUCCCGUUGAAACCGGACAGCGCCGGUCGCAACAGUCGCCCUGGUUCCGCAGGUCGCCGUAGCCCUGCAUCGGUCAUCAGUAACAUCAGCUCACGGGGGUCCCCUUCUCCUACAAAGAUGAUCCUACCUGCAGAACCAUCUUUCUAAUGUUGACUCAUUCAUGCCAUUCUGUCAUGCUGCCGACACCCAUGGGCGGAAAUCUGUCCCCAAAGGUAGAGGGGACCAGGGGAUGGAAAAUUUGAUAUGAAAAAAAGGGUUUUACCCAAAAUGUAAUAAAUUCUACCCAUGCCAACACCAAUCAAACUAACUCCAAACUGACCCUUGGUAUUUUUGGAUAUAACAUGACAGGUCUGGUCGGUCAGAGUUGAUUUGAUUAUCUGUUUUUAUUCAUUGAAAUAUCUUCAUACAGGAUAACAUGUUACUGAUAACAGAGUUACUGUUCAGCAUGGUCCUGUUAACGUAGGAAUACCAACAAGAGAUAGAUAAAAAACAAAUACUUCUUCUUUAAAACAAAGAUUGCGCUUCAUUGAAAGCAUUCCUGUAUUGAUGGUAUGAUGGUAUACCACUCAGUCAUUGCCAUUUCAUGGACCUAUUAGGAAAUAGGUCCAUGGUCAGUUCAUGGCUCUGAUCCACAGUACAACACUGCUCAACACGUACACACCAUCUAGGCUUCUACGACGUCAUCAUCGGCUGCGACUUGAAACCGAUUUUAGCUUUACUCCAACCAAAGGACUUGUCGCAAAGCAAAAUUAUGAGUUAAUUAUUCCUUACACAAAGUAUGUUUACUUCUAAGAACCUUCACAAUUAAAGCGAAUCGCGAUUUAUUAGAAAAUCGCAUCGCAUCGUUCGGAUCGCGUAGUAUGCACUUGGAUUUAAUUAUGGCCAUGCCUGACACAAUUAUGUGUCUUAUAAAAUACAGCAAAUUAAUAUAAAAUUUUCAAGCUACAGCGGUAGAUUAUUUUCAAUGCCAUGUGUUAUGAAAGUUGUAAUAUGUAAAAGUUUUACUAGUUUGUUAUGAUGUCUAUAAUUUGAUGUACAAUCUUAGGUUUUUCAUUAAAAUUUAUCAUGUAUAUAAUUUCUGCAUAAUUCCUUAUUUAUUUAUUCAAUGAAAUGGAAAUUUAAGUUAAGAGGUUUUUAUCUAUAUUGCAGCUUUAAAGUUCAUCAUCACCUUGAUUACUUUUGAUAUAUAAUCACCACAUCCAGAAAUAGUUUGUUUCAUAUACUUUUUUAUCAUUAUGCAUACACUUUUAUCUUGCUUUCUUAUUUAUUGCCAAAGUACAUGAAUUUAGUUGGUAAUUACUUUAGAAAUUGUAUCCAGAGCUGUUUAACUUCUGGGGAGUGUUGCUUGAAGCAAUGUUGACAGUCGUUUUCACUCUGUAAGUGAAAAUCACUUACUAUUUGGUAUAUUUAAGCUAAUGUUUAUAUUUUAUGUUAAGUGAUUGUGUUUUAUCUUAUUCAUUUGCCCACUUAAAUGGAUUCAGCCCUUUUCGAAUGAAUGUUAUGUAAAUUAAAACCAUGAUGAUCAAAAUAGAAAAGAAAAAAAUGUGCUUGCCAAUUUCUGCACAGAAAUCGUUUAGGCAGCCUAAUCAUACGUUUUAUCAGGGCUAUUUUCAUAAAGAAUUAGACCCGUUUUUGGUUGGGAUUUUUAAAAUACAACAGUAUACUUUUUUACAAAAUAAAAUUUAAAAAGCUAUUUCAUCCUGAAAACAAAUUUUCUUAAAUAAAAACAACAUUUCACAAAUGAAGCAGUGAAAUUAAAGAAGAAUAAUAAGAUGAAAAAUGACCAAUUUAUUGCUUUAUUUCUAUGCAUGUCGGCAGUAUAGUAAUUUGUCCAACGUAGGAGGCUAUCUGUUGAUGUAAAAAAAAUUCUCGUAAUUUUAGGAAAUCAGAAGUACUAUAUACCAUUUUUAUACACGUUUACCUCUAUCAUGUACUUAUUCUGCAUUGAUAUUAAAUGUCACUGUAUACGCUUGUUAUUUGUGCUAUUCUACAAUCGUUGACAGGCGAAUUCAAUUCAAUAUUUUAUUUCAUUUCCAUUCAAAACAUAAAACAAAGUAAUAGAAAGUUAUACAAAUCAAGUACAAUUUUACAGACGAGCAUUCUUACUUCGUAAAGCAAACAGUAUAAUUGCAUGAGAAAUAGUCAUGGUGUUUUCUUUGGAAUGAUUUACCAUUAAAUUCAAAAGUCAUAAUCAUCACCCUUAGAGACUUUCAAAUCUGAAAUAAUGUCUUGAUCUUUUUCUAACAGUAUCAAUAAUCUUGGCACUGUUACAUAAAAAGCUUUUCAUAAGAUGCUCUUGCUUACAAUACUUUCAGGUCUUUGAAGAUAGCUAAUCUGAGUUGGAGUUUUGCUAUUAUACAGGAAAUUUUUUUGACAGGGAAAUCAUGUGGGUUUCUCCUUGUUGAAACAAGAAAGGGUAGGCCUAUCAGUCAUGCAUCAAUUCAUAUGACUAGCUUUAUGAAACUGACCCGCGGGUCGUUUCAUAAAGCUGUUUGUACGCUAAGAGUGACUUUAAAAACGACUGGUGAUCCUUUUUGUGGUAUGUGAUAUUCACCAACAAAUGUUCAUUGAUGAUUAUGUAUACUUUCACAAUCUUUCUGCUAUUAUGUGGAAACUAGCAAUUGUCAGUUUUUUUUAUAUUUAAUGUAUUUAGCAGGCAACUCGUAUUCAGCCAGUACCCUUCAAAGAAACAGUUUUAGCAACACAGAAAAAUAUGCCAUAUGCGUGUUACACAGUAAAAACGCUGUUUACUAUAUGAAGCUUAUAGUAGUUGUUUAACGCUUUAAACAAUCAUGUUCAAUUUAUU